GAGCUCAGAAGAGCCAAUGACCGGAUCAAAGAGCUGCAGGACACGGCAUCCACAGAAGCUGAGGCUCGCUCCACAGAGCAAAAAGAAGCUUUGGCCAACAUUGAGGAGCUGACAGAACAGGUCUCCAAGUGGCAGGCAGAGCAUUCCGCAGCCGUAGAGAGGGGUGACUCCUUGGAGGCUAAGGGCAAGGCAGACGUGGAGAACUUGACAUCGCAGCUGGAACAGCUUCAUGCUGAGCUGGCAUCUGAGUUGGCAGGAAGAGCAUGGGAUUCUUCCAAGGCAGCUGCUGAUGCCGAGGAGCUAAAUGCCACAAUCAAGCGUCUGCAAGAUAGUGCCAGCAGCGCAGCUGAGGUGCAUUUCACCGAACAAAAGGAAGCUUUGGCCCAAAUCGAAGAGCUGACAGAACAGGUCUCCAAGUGGCAGGCAGAGCAUUCAGCGGCCGUAGAGAGGGGUGACUCCUUGGAGGCUAGGGGCAAAGAAGACAUGGAGAAGUUGACAUCACAGCUGGAGCAGCUACGCGCAGAGCUUGCAACCGCACAGGAAGGAAGGGCAUCGGAUGCUUCCAAACCAGCUGCAGUCGCUGAGGAGUUGACUGCCAGCAUCCAGCGUUUGCAGAAUGACCUCUCUGAUGGAGACGUCGCAAGGGAAACCUUGCUCAAAGAGGCCACCGACAAGGCAAUCAACUCGUCUGAGCAGCUGGAUGACUCGAAGGCAGAGCAUGCUAAAGCUGUUCAUGCUGCGCGCAUCGCUGCUGAGGAGGAGCAGAGGAUCGCCGCGGAGCGAGCAAGGGCAGCCGACGUGGCUCGCAAUUCUUGCAGCCAAGUAUUGGAGGUGGCAAGGAGGGAAGCGGACAAGCAGGCAGCAGAAACAACAGCAGAAGCUGCAGCUGCGGAAGUUGCACGUCGCGAAGAGGCUGAGCGCUUGGCAAGAGGGCAGGCUUUGGCAAAGGAAGCAGCACACAGAACAGAAGCAACCAGACUGGCCGCAGAGCGGGCUACAGCUGCAGAAGCCGCGCGCAUAGCUUGCUCGCAAUUUCUGGAGGCGGGGUCGGCAAAAGCUCAAGCACAGAAGCAAGCAGAAGCAGAGCGAGCAGCAAUGCUUGCGCGUCAGCAAACAGAAGAGCAAAUGGUUGAGGAGCGAAGGUUAGCCGCAGAAGCCGCGCACCAAGCCUGCGGCGAUUUUCUGCAAACCGCGCAGGCAAACGCACAGAAGCACCUUCAAGAUGAGGCCAAAGCCCAGCAAGUCGCGUGGGAGCGUGCGCAGGCUGAAGAAGCGGCACGCAAGCAGGAGCAGGAGGCUGCGCGUGUGGCCCAGGAGCAGGCUCUGCUUGAAGAAGCCACGCCGAAGGAGGAGGAGGCUGGAGGGCCAGGGGGCAUCCUUCACUUGCACCCUUCCCGGCAUUUCAUCGAUGCACAAGGUGGAAUUCGAAUCAUGUAA
Symbiodinium pilosum is the source of this 1437-nucleotide messenger RNA. The record is from the annotation of a GenBank genome assembly. Lineage: Eukaryota; Dinophyceae; Suessiales; Symbiodiniaceae.